This is a messenger RNA of Drosophila willistoni, 2492 nucleotides long. RefSeq names its product kinesin-like protein KIF12 (gene Klp54D). Gene Ontology annotation, biological process: microtubule-based movement. Gene Ontology annotation, molecular function: microtubule motor activity; ATP binding; microtubule binding. The record is from RefSeq and is a predicted model, not a curated record. The transcript has 8 exons. Bases 285 to 2462 code for a protein of 725 amino acids. NCBI's taxonomy places the organism in Eukaryota, Metazoa, Arthropoda, Insecta, Diptera, Drosophilidae.
GGUGUGCGUGAGUUAGUAAAAAUUACCAUAAAUCUCAAUGGGUCGCUGGAAAUAAAAAAGGCUGCCCUGGUGAACUUGAGGCGACAGUUUGUGUUGAAUUCACCUGGCUAACGGACGUUCUAACGGACACAGCCCGCGUUUUGGCUCGCUUUGGUUUAAGGGCUUGCGUGGUAAAUUGUGUAAAAUUUCAGUGAGUGGGUUUUGUGUUGUAAGCGAUGUCCAAGUGGCAACAAGCUAAACAAAUAAAUGUCCAAUUAUUGCACCUAAGUGGUCACAUUUAAGGCAUGGUGCGUCGCUCAUCGAGUGUACCGCAUCUGAAUAGCAGCGGUGCCAGUAGCGCAGAUAGUGCCGGUAACUCCGGUAGCCGUGGACGUGUUAGAGCUUCGCGUGGUAACGUUAAGAAGUCAACCGCAACUCCGCCGGCGUCUACACAGCGCCAGAGUUCGGGUAGUACCAACAAUAGUGUACCGCGUUCCCGUAGCCUCACCAAUGGCAUGCGUCGAUUGAGUCCUCAAAAAGGAGGUAGUGGGAGUGGAGGUUCCCGCAACACGCCGUAUUUUCUACGCUCACGUGAAAAUGAAAUUGGUAGCGCAGAGACCUUGGAGAUUGUUGCCUCAAAAUCGACGGGCAGUGAGGAGCCUUCAACUCCGGAGGAUAAUAUCAAUGUGGUUGUACGCGUACGUCCGCUCAAUGAGAAGGAAAAACGUGACAGAUAUGGGCCAACCUUACAAUUUCCUGGCAACGGUCAAGUUAUAAUUGAAGGCAAUGAUGUGGGACAGAAGCGUUCACACAAUCGCGACAGCGUUCGUGUAUUCACUUACAAUGUGGUCUUUGAACCUGGAGCCACACAAGACGAUAUUUUGGACUACUCAGGCAUAAAGAGAAUCAUUGAAAUGGGCAUUGAGGGAUUCAGUUGUACGGCAUUUUGUUAUGGCCAAACUGGAUCGGGAAAGACUCACACACUAACCGGCCCACCGGAUUUGUUUAUGGGCAAACCAAAUCCAAAAGAUCCGCGACACGGCCUCAUCUUCCGUUCGUUUGUGUACCUCUUCCAGUUGAUUAAGAAUCGUAAAGAUGUUAAUUAUGUUUUAAAGGCCUCCUUUAUGGAGAUUUACAAUGAACGGGUAAUCGAUUUGCUGAAUCCGGGAAGUGCACGAAAGCCUCUGGCUGUGCGAUGGUCCAAGAAAUCUGGAGGUUUCUUUGUAGAGAAUCUAUUCACAGUGGACUGCGAGGAACUGGAUGAUCUGCUGGCGGUUCUCGAAGAGGGUAUGCGUAACCGGGCCGUAGGAUCUCAUGCAAUGAACGAUCAUUCAUCCCGAUCGCACACAAUCUUAACGGUGCACAUUCUCUCUGACCAACAAACCGAUGGCGGAGUGUUCCUCUCCAAGCAUGGAAAGAUCAACUUCGUAGAUCUAGCUGGUAGCGAACUGACCAAAAAGACCAUGAGCGAGGGCAAGACAUUGGAAGAGGCGAACAAUAUAAACAAAAGUCUCAUGGUGUUGGGCUAUUGCAUAGCCUCGUUGAGUGAUAACAAAAAACGGACCGGCCACAUACCCUAUCGGGAUAGUCAACUAACAAAACUGCUGGCUGACAGCCUGGCGGGAAAUGGUGUUACGCUGAUGAUCGCCUGCGUUUCCCCAGCUCACUACAAUCACGCAGAGACCUUGAAUACCCUACGAUAUGCGUCGAGGGCCAAGCGUAUACGCACCAAGCCGGUAAUUAUGAUGGAUCCCAGAGAGGCUUUGAUUCUCAGUCUCAAGCGGGAUAUACACGGCCUGCAAAUGGAGAACGAUCACUUGAAAGCGGCCCUCAAUCUGCAUCAUCAAGCGGCCGUUAAUGCUGGACAGGGAGAAACAGUCGACAAUCUGCUAGAGCUGCAGUUAGGUGGCAACAGUGCACCCUUGCCCAAAGUGGAUCUGGAACGUUUGCCAGAAUUGGAUGGCACGGAGCUGGCUGAAUUGGUUAAACUCUAUAUGGCAGAGAAUGAAUCAUUAAGGCAGGAAAAUAAUCAUCUCUUUACCGUGCGAGAGACUAUACUCAGGGAUCAGGAGAUCGUGUGCAGGGAAAACGAACGUUUGCUCAAAAAACUGGAGGAUGUUAACAAAGUUUGUGUGCGUUCGCCCUUAAUACCAGCUCGUCCAGCCAUAUCACCAACCACUGGCAAAGAGACCCCUGGAACAGAAAUCUGGACAAAUCCCGAACUAGUCGGUAGUGCCCAAUCCAAUGCAAUUCAAUCGGAGGAUGCUACUUUGCCGCUUGGGCAACGAAUGUCCGAGAAUACCGAUAGACGGACAGAUACGGCCCAAAAACGAAUCGAUCAACAGCGCAUUGCUAGGAAUAUUUUGCUAAUGGCCAAUGCAUUCAGACGGCCAAAUGGAGAGCCGGGGCAGGUGCCUGGGCACCUGAAGCAGGAGGGGCAAACCAACCCUGCAGCCAACUUAAUGCCUGACAUGUUGACUUAAACAGAAAUACACAUAAUACAUAUUAAUGUA